AGUAACCUGAGCAUUGCAGACAGACUUAGCAGCAGGUUCCAGGCUCCUGAACAAAAGUCAGCACAAGUUGUUGCCUUAUGAACAAGAAACAAAUCCAAGAUUUCAGCUAUUGGCAUUAGGAAGACAAGGAUUCAGCUUCCAUAAUGCCUCUGAGGAAGAAAGUGAGACCAAGUUCUGCUUCUGGGAAGUUAGAGACCUCCAUGCUGACUAGCAUUCUGAAUGAGCUAACAGAGCUGACAUCAACAAAAGACUCUCUGUUUGGAAGGGCGCAGACUUCAUUAGGAGGCCCCAAAUUGCAAACUGCCUCUCCAGUUUCUAUUGGCAGCUUCUCAGAAGGCCAAAAGAAUAUUCCCAGACCUCCAGAAUGGCUGGUGAGGGAAUUGCUGAAACGGCAGCAAAGGAGUCACUCCAUUGGACUCAUGGAAAACAUCUCAGAGAGCGAAAGUAUUCACCACCGUGCCGAUUCCUCCCGAAGUCACUGGAAAGGCAAAAUCGAACAGCAGAUUACUCUUGAUCAGCUGCAGAAACUAUACACAGCCUUUCAGGGAUUGGAAACAAGUGGACAUAAAUCUGUGGAUGUAGAAAGCUUCAAGCACAUAUUAAAGACAUGUGCAGGGUCACAUAAUACAACUGAUGAAGAAAUGGAAAAACUAUUCAUGAAAAUAGACUAUUUGGCAACUGGCAACAUUCAGUGGCAUGAUUUCUGCACAUACUUGCAGAUAGAAUAUGCUGAAUUGGACAGUUCAUCUGCACGCCUAAAAGAGGUCGCCUUUUCACUUCCUGCCACAAUGCAAGAGAUCCCACAUGGAGAGCCUGUACUACGCAUUUGCUCCCUGGUGGAUAGCACAUUAAUAACAGCACAAGAAGAUGGGCAAAUUUCCUUCUGGUCACCAGAGUUCAAACUCAAACGAAGCAAGAUGGUGUUUGAGAAAAUUCACAGAAAAUCUAAGUGGUUGAUGGACUUUACUGUCAUGACACCAUACAAUAAACUAAUUCUGGGAACUGGGGAUCGUGAACUUCAGUUCUAUGAAAGCUCCAACUUUGAACCCUACCUUCAGAUUAGUGGCUUGGAAGCCAUACCUUUGAAUCUAGAUUACUGCUGUACAGACCAUGAUGAAUGUAUGAUUCUUUAUGGUGAUGACCAGGGAUGUGUCAAUAUCUUGCAGUUACAUUCUGUGGGUGAGACCCUGAGGACAUGGAAGAAGCUGCCCAAAGUGGACAGUCUCCCUAAUAUAAGGCUUGAGAGUGCUAUACUUUCUCCAAAUGUCACUUACAUCCGUUGGAAAGUUCAUGGAGACUGGGUGACUCAGCUGAAUUACUAUGAUUCUAUUAAGGCAAUAAUUUCUGCAUCAAGCCAUGAGCCUACAGCCUUAGUAAUAGGGUGCAUUGUGGGAGCUACCAAUGUUGAGCAACAAAUGAGAGAAAUAAAAGAAAAUAAGAAAGAUUCAAAGACGAAGAAAGUACAGGAAAUGCUAGGAACUCCUUCCCAGAGAGCUGAAGGGGAUCAGAUUAUUUUUCGGAUUCAUAAAGGAGUCAAAACAUUUGCAGUUAAUAAAAAGAACAAUGCCAUAGUAACUGGUGGAAUGGAUCGAAUUAUUCGAAUAUGGAAUCCAUACAUGCCUGGAAGACCCACAGGCAUGCUCAAAAGUCACAUGGCCCCCAUUUUCUAUGUCUACAUAUCUGAGGAGGAUAAAAUAUUUUCCAUAUCAACAGACAACACAGUUAAGAUAUGGGAUAUGGAGGAUCAAACUUGCUUAUUCACUGCUUGUUCAAAAAACAAUGGAAUUAAAGGAGAGAUUACUACUUGCCAUUAUAUAUCAGGCAUUCGAUCACUCUGUGUUGCCACAGAUACACUGGCCAUUCUUCACCUAAGAUUACGUAGAUCAGCUCCAGAUCCUUAUAUAGUAACUUCCCAUAAAAAACCAGUUUCAUGCUGCAAAUUCAACAAAGUAUUCAGGCAUGUUGUGAGCUGUUCUGAAGAUUCUGUGGUCAAGGUGUGGGAUUUCGAAAGUGGAAAGCCUGUAUUUGAAUUUGGUAAUGCUCAUGGUGAUUCUGCAAUUACAUGCCUCACAUUUGAUUUCAGUGGAAGAAGACUCAUUACUGGAGGAAAAGAUGGCUGCUUGAAAAUAUGGAAUUAUAAUAAUGGACAGUGUCUUCACACUUUGAAAAAGGAAGACAGAUGUGAUGAAGUUCGUGACUGUGCUUAUGUGGAGAUCAAUAAAAAUGAGUAUAUCAUAGGUGUGGGAUGGGACAGAAGAAUAAAUUUGUUUUAUGAUUCCACCAACGAUUUCUAUCAUAUCAGGAAACCGCAACUCCACUGGCAGGAUGACAUAAACUGGGGACACAAAGAAGACAUUCUCUGUGUUGCUCAGUGUCCCCCUAAUCUCCUUGCAACAUCCAGUUAUGAUGGUGAAAUUAUUGUUUGGAAUAUGGUCUCAGGUCACAUAGACCAUAGAUUCUGUAUUCCAAUAACCACAACUGCCUCUGUUCAUUCUCAAAUUGAUGUGACACGGAUAAUUUUUCUAAAGACUCGUGCUGUGAAAUUUGAUUCAACUACUGCAUCUCUGGUUUCCAAUGGGCCACCAGGUUAUCUGCAUUUCUGGAGUCUGUUUUCAGAGGAUUCACUAAUAGCAAGUUUUCAACCAUCUAGGGGAAAAUCCCUGAUCAGCAGUAUUGCUGUGACUGCAGAUGAUUCGUAUAUAUAUGCAGCUGAUGAAGAUGGUUAUGUGUAUGUCCAUGACAUCCAAAAUUAUGCCUUUCAGGAUACAAAAGAAGAAACACCAAAAUAUGUGAACCAUUGGCGAGCUCAUUUAGGUCUGGUUCUAACGUUAGAAGUUAUAGAUGAAGAUAAUAUCCUUUUAUCCUGUUCUAUUGACUGUACAAUUCGUUUGUGGAGUCUGAAUGGAGAGUACAUUGGAACCUUUGGCCAGGAAGAACCUUGGGAAAUUUUUAACACAUCCUCCUGGAAACAUCCCAUGGUCCCUUAUGAGAUUUUGAUAGAUCCACAGAGUAUGCCCAUACAUCCGAUGCUGGAAGACACUUCCUCUGACAUGCAGAUCAUUAGUCAAGAUGAGAAUAAAAAUCCUUCCAAGAAAACUACCUGUAACUCACACUCCUCACAAAUUACUGUUACUGAUGAGGACAUUGAAGAAGAAAUUAACAAGAGGCUUUACUCACAAGCGUCAAGCAGACGGAUGAAGCAUGAGAGAUCCAAGCUUUCAAAUAGAUGGAUUAAACACAAGGGACCAAGCAUUUAUCAUGCCAUCGACUAUUAUGAAAUUGACAAUUUCCAAGGAAACUGUGAGAAACCUGACCUGUCUGUCCUUGGGGUAGACAUAUUCAGUGCUAGUUAUCAAGGAGCAACGGAGCAGUAAUAUACCAAAACACAUCAGUAACUUGUUAAUCUUAUAACUGACAUUUACAUAAUUGAAAAUUUUUUCCAUUAAACCUAAUAUAUGGUAUUA
Crotalus tigris (Tiger rattlesnake) is the source of this 3464-nucleotide messenger RNA. RefSeq names its product WD repeat-containing protein on Y chromosome-like. The coding region runs from base 144 to 3374 and encodes 1076 amino acids. Gene Ontology annotation, molecular function: protein binding. Lineage: Eukaryota; Metazoa; Chordata; Lepidosauria; Squamata; Viperidae. The record is from RefSeq and is a predicted model, not a curated record. The transcript is spliced from 30 exons.